AUUUAAAAAAUUUCCCAUAGGCUAAAGUGAUGACCAAUGAGGAGAAAAAAUUUCAUAAACAUAUUCAGGCCCAACAGAAAAAAGAACUGAAUAGCUUUUUGAAGUCUCAGAAGAGAGAAUAUAAACUUCGAAAGAAACAGCUUAAGGAGAGCUGCAUGUAAACCAGAGCACCCCAAAUAAAGGAAAACAGGAAUGGCUUUCAAAGCAGAAAGAUAAUAUACAGCAUUUCCAGGCAGAGGAAACAACUAAUCUUCUUCAACGUCAGGGACAGUACAUAGAGCUGCAGUGCCAUCGCUUCAAAAGAGAAAUGUUACUUGGGCAUCAUAACUUGGAGCAGGACCUUGUCAGGGAGCCUCGUUUGGAUGAAGCACAGAAGGCAGAGUGCCAGGCUUUGAAAAUGCAGCUGCAGCAGGAAGUGGAACUAUUGAAUACAUAUCAGAGGAAAAUUAAGAUGCAGGCUGAAGCACAACAUGAUCGAGAGCUUCGGGAGCUUGAACAGAGGGUCUCCCUCCCAGGGACUCUUAGAACAAAAGGAGACAGGACACCCCAACUGGGCCCUGUCUUCCCCCCCGACACCAGCAGCAGCUUCCAUAAAUCCCAGCCUCAGGACUUCAUGGCCGUGGCAGACCCUCAGGCUCCCCUCCAACAGCCAUAA
This is a messenger RNA of Manis javanica (Malayan pangolin), 655 nucleotides long. Lineage: Eukaryota; Metazoa; Chordata; Mammalia; Pholidota; Manidae. The record is from RefSeq and is a predicted model, not a curated record.